Messenger RNA from Mesoplodon densirostris (Blainville's beaked whale), 643 nucleotides. RefSeq names its product ciliary microtubule inner protein 2C (gene CIMIP2C). The transcript has 5 exons. NCBI's taxonomy places the organism in Eukaryota, Metazoa, Chordata, Mammalia, Artiodactyla, Ziphiidae. The record is from RefSeq and is a predicted model, not a curated record.
UGGCCAGAGCGCCCGGGCUCGCUGCGCGCUCGCCGCCCCCAUCAUGGCCUCCCGCGGCGCGGGCACCCUACUGACCGAGUUCAACGCCGCCUACGUGCCCCCCGGCCUCAUACCCGGGUACCAAGGCCAUGUUCCUGGCGUGGCCUUCUCCUUCGGCUCCCCCUAUGACACCACCACGCUCAAGUACUUCUAGGAGCAGCACAACGCAGCCCUGGAGAAGAGCCACACUCCCUUCAGCAAAGGCGGCCACUUCCCGACCAUCUUGUCCCCAUACCUCAACCAAGUGCUGAGUGACCGCUGGCUGCACGCCCCCAGCUGCACCCACUUCAACCUGGACAGUAGCCGCUCGGCCGAGCUCUUGUGCUUCUAGCAGAUGACACAGCAGCAUCGGGAGUACUAUCAAGACAAGACGGGCAUGGUGCCCCGGGUCCCCUACUUCGUGCUGCCUGUGAGGGAGUGGGAGUGAUACCCCAUCCCCACCUACCUGCCUCCUCUGGGCCCAAAGAAGAAGUGGCACCUUUUAAGAGUAUCCCCUGGAGUAUCCCCUGAGAACCUGAGGACCUACCAGACAUUCCCAUCAGGGAAGAGGGUCUCCCCACAGGAACAGCAGAUGUAGGACUGCUGCUUUGAGUUCAGAGCAUGA